UGGGAGCAGGGUGUAAAGCUAGUUUCUCAGGGCGGGUGCUGCUAUAGUUUAUUGCAAACUACCACCCAUUCAUUCGUUUGCAUUUUAAGAGUCCACGAUAUCGCUUUAAAAAAAUAAUUUUGUGGGGGUUUUUUUUAAAUCGUAUUUUUUGGUUUAGGGUAAAUCAAGAGAGAAGAAAACAUCGCCAUGGAAAGUCCGGGGUUUCCGGGAUGACCCAUGGGUUUCUCGCUGGAAUACGGAUGCAUUGAUUUUAUCGCGUAAAAAGGAAUCAUACGUCGGGAAUAAAUUGUGCAGCUCAACUUUUUAUUUUUAAAGCGGCUCACCUCCCAUUCUCCACUGAGUUUGAUUCAAAGUUAAGAGCCAAGAUGGCGGCCGAUUCCGUGCAGGGAGACAUAUCGAGUCAUAUCGUCUCGGAGCUGGGCCUCGGGCAGAACCUGGACCUCUCGGACACCAUGGUGCAGCAGAAGCUUGACGAGAUCAAGGACGUGAUCAAGAAGGAGAUCCGGAAGGAGCUGAAGAUCAAGGAGGGCGCGGAGAACCUGCGCAAGGUCACCACCGACAAGAAGAGCCUGGCCUACGUGGACAACAUGCUGAAGAAGUCCAACAAGAAGGUGGAGGAGCUGCACCAGGAACUUCAGGAGCUCAACGCUCACAUCGUGGUGAAGGACCCUGAGGACCUGCUCGAGUGCCCGCUAACCCCAGACACCCCCAACAGCGAAGCGCGGACCUGCACCAGCAACAGCAGGCUAGCGGCCCUGAAGAAGCAGAACGACAUUGAACUGAAAGUGAAACAGGGAGCGGAAAACAUGAUCCAGAUGUACUCCAACGGCUCCUCAAAGGACCGCAAACUGCUCGCCACAGCUCAGCAGAUGCUCCAGGACAGCAAGACGAAGAUCGAGUUCAUCCGGAUGCAGAUUCUGAAGGCCAGCCAGACCAGCGAGAUGAGCUUCGAGAACAGUGAUGGCAUGGCCAAGCCCAUCAUCAGCCCGCUCGACCUGCGGCUGGAGGAGCUGCGCCAUCACCUGCGCAUCGAGUACGCCGUCGCCGAGGGCGCCAAGAACGUCAUGAAGCUGCUGGGCUCCGGCAGGCUCACCGACAAGCGGGCGCACUCUGAGGCUCAGUCCCGGUUCAACGAGUCCAACCAGAAGCUGGACCUGCUGAAGUACUCCCUGGAGCAGAGGCUGAACGAACUCCCCAAAAACCACCCCAAGAGCAGCGUGAUCGUGGAGGAGCUUUCCCUGGUGGCGUCGCCAGCCCUCAACCCGCGGCAGAGCAUCAUAUCCACGCAGAACCAGUACAGCACGGUGGCCAAGCCCGCCGCCCUGACAGGUACGUUGGACGUGAGACUAAUGGGCUGCCAGGACCUGCUGGACAGCGUCCCGGGCCGCUCCAAAACGGCGGCCGUCCCGCUGCCGGGCUGGAGCCCCAGCGAGACCAGGUCCUCUUUCAUGAGCCGGGGGAGCAGGAACAAAGCCGGCACCAGCCGCAGCCUCUCCAAAACAGACGACCUGUCCAAUGAGAUCGGUGCCGUUCUGAAGCUGGACAACACAGUGGUAGGACAGACCAGCUGGAAGCCCAUCAGCAACCAGUCGUGGGACCAGAAGUUUACACUGGAGCUGGACAGGUCUCGGGAGCUGGAGAUCUCUGUGUACUGGAGAGACUGGCGGUCCCUCUGCGCGGUCAAGUUCCUGCGGCUGGAGGACUUCCUGGACAACCAGCGACACGGGAUGUGCCUGUACCUGGAGCCUCAGGGCACGCUAUUCGCAGAGGUCACCUUCUUCAACCCAGUCAUUGAAAGGAGACCCAAACUCCAAAGGCAAAAAAAGAUCUUCUCCAAGCAGCAAGGAAAGACGUUCCUGCGCGCACCUCAGAUGAACAUCAACAUCGCCACCUGGGGCAGGCUGGUGAGGAGGGCCAUCCCCUCCGUCAACAACUCCUUCAGCCCCCAGGUCCCAGACCUGGCCUCAGAGUCCACCCAUGCCAGCCACCCAGGGUCACCCACCACCCCCAGCAGCGACCCAACCGUGACUAAGCUGGACUUUGACAAGGAGCCAACCCCCAGUCCCAAGCACCUCCCCCUCCCCGUGGAGAUCAGAGAGGCAGCGCCCGAGGGCACCAUCCCCGACAGACAGGAGGUGCAGGAUGCUUUGGCGACGUUCGACUUCCUGAACGACAGGAAUAGUAUGGUGGUCAAGCCCGAUCAGGAUGACAUAGCAGGGCACGAGAUCCAACAGCCAGAUCUGAAGCUAAUAGCCGUGGAACAGGCCACUGAAACAAGGGAAGAACAGUUCAGUCUUAAAGACUUCAAAUGCAUUGCAGUCCUUGGCCGGGGCCAUUUUGGCAAGGUGUUGCUGGCAGAAUACAAGAGCACAGGAGAAAUGUUCGCCAUUAAGGCCUUAAAAAAAGGAGACAUUGUGGCACGAGAUGAGGUAGACAGUCUCAUGUGCGAGAAGAGGAUCUUUGAGACGGUGAACAGCGUGAGACACCCCUUCCUGGUCAACCUCUUCGCCUGCUUCCAGACCGAACAUCACGCUUGCUUCGUCAUGGAGUACGCGGCCGGGGGAGACCUGAUGAUGCACAUUCACGCCGACGUCUUCUCGGAACCUCGGGCUGUGUUUUAUGCAGCGUGUGUAGUCCUGGGAUUGCAGUUCCUACAUGACCAUAAAAUAGUUUACCGAGAUUUAAAGCUGGACAAUCUACUGCUGGACACUGAGGGCUAUGUGAAGAUCGCCGACUUUGGCCUUUGUAAAGAAGGAAUGGGGUUCAGAGACCGCACCAGCACGUUCUGCGGCACCCCCGAGUUCCUGGCUCCCGAGGUCCUGACGGAGACCUCGUACACGCGUGCGGUAGACUGGUGGGGGUUGGGUGUGCUCAUCUUUGAGAUGCUGGUUGGAGAGUCUCCGUUCCCCGGUGACGAUGAGGAGGAAGUGUUUGACAGCAUUGUCAACGACGAAGUCCGUUACCCAAGAUUCCUCUCAACAGAAGCAAUCUCCAUCAUGCGAAGGCUAUUGAGGAGGAACCCAGAAAGACGACUCGGGGCAGGAGAGCGAGACGCAGAGGAAGUGAAGAAGCACCCGUUCUUCAGGAAUGUGGAUUGGAGUGGGUUGCUGGCUAAAAAAGUCAAGCCUCCAUUUGUGCCAACCAUUCAGGGGCGUGAGGACGUCAGCAACUUUGAUGACGAAUUCACGUCCGAGGCCCCCGUCCUGACCCCUCCCCGUGAGCCCCGGGUCCUGACCGGGGACGAGCAGGACACGUUCGCAGACUUUGACUACAUCGCAGACUGGUGUUAGCCCCUCCACCCUCCCCCACACUGUGAACAGCCACCGCUAACUGUAGCUCAGCAUUGCAUCUCUGAAGAGCUGGAGCCUUGUUCCUCCGGUCUCCUGUUGCACUUUGUGCCAAAUAAGGGACCCGCAAAUGUUAAAUAACAGAAUGAAGAUUUUUUUUUUUCUUUUUUUUUUCUUCAUAAAA
Messenger RNA from Conger conger (European conger), 3471 nucleotides. RefSeq names its product protein kinase N2a (gene pkn2a). Lineage: Eukaryota; Metazoa; Chordata; Actinopteri; Anguilliformes; Congridae. Gene Ontology annotation, biological process: signal transduction; protein phosphorylation. The transcript is spliced from 22 exons. Bases 366 to 3290 code for a protein of 974 amino acids. The record is from RefSeq and is a predicted model, not a curated record. Gene Ontology annotation, molecular function: ATP binding; small GTPase binding; protein serine/threonine kinase activity.